CCAGUCCCCGCUGGAGACCCGUUGAACCGGCGCCAGCCUAGCAACGGCCCGGGAGCGCGAAGGGCGGGGGUAACCGCUCGUCUCCCGCCUGGGCCGCCUGCCCCCUCGGCUGGGAGGGAGGCGCUUCCGAGCCGGAAGCCGGCGCUGCGAGGCGGCCCCCGGGCCUGGGAGACCGGCGCGGAUGGAGCGGCUGCGGGUGCAGGCGGGGGGCACGGCGGCGGUGGACGAGUACGUUGAGUACCGGAGAAUUGUAGGUGAUGACGACGGAGGGAAACUCUUUACCCCAGAGCAAUAUGAAGAAUACAAAAGAAAAAUUUUACCAAUACGAUUACAGAACAGAUUGUAUGUGAGCUGGAGAUCACCAACUGGGAUGGACUGUAAACUUGUGGGCCCGGAGACACAGUGUUUUUGUACCCAUAGGUAUAAACAACACAAAACAGAUUAUGAAGAGAUUCCAAAAGAUCGCCCUAUUUGUGUACCCUGUCGAGUGAGCCGUUGCCAGUGCAAAUCCUAUCACUAUGUCCCUCUAAAUGGCACUCAGCCCAUUCGUUGUAGAUGCAAGCACUUUGCUGAUCAGCACAGUGCAGCACCUGGAUUUUCCUGUAACUCCUGUUCCAAAUGUUCAGGAUUUCACAGCUGCUUUACCUGUGGGUGUGGUCAGCCAACAUAUGCGCAUGAAACGGUUGUGGAAACCAAACAAGAGCGCUUAGCCCAGGGAAAACCUGUGGGGCAGGAUGUUCCCUAUGCUGCAAUGGGAGGAUUAACUGGCUUUAGUUCACUGGCCGAAGGCUAUAUGAGACUUGAUGACAGUGGAGUAGGGGCACCCUCUGCUGAAUUUCUAGAGUUACCUAGUAGUGGCAUGGAUCAUCCAUUUCUAAAAGCAUUCCAAGGCCCCUCCAGUUCUGUACAAGCCAGCUCACAAUUAACAGGUGGUUCUAGUGCAGCAAAGCACAUUUCUAAUUUAAGGAGUUCUGAAGAAGAUGACAUGGCUUACUUUGAAAAACAGUACCAGGAACGGCUGAAAAAGGAGAAGGCUGCUAAACAGAAAGUUAAAGGUCCGCUGCUAUCAAAGAAUCCAUGAAGAUUAAUGAAACAAAGGAGUUUUUGUAAUAUAGAAUUAUCAUUAUAUUUAAGGGUAUUUUCAUGGUGUUUAUUGCACACACAUAUUUUCUAGUUUCUCAGUAUUAACACUGCUAUAUUAAAGUAUUGAUGAAAUUCAUUUAAAAUACUUGGUGAUUCUGGUUCUUUCAAAUAAAAUUGUUACUUUUUAUCAAA
This is a messenger RNA of Mauremys reevesii (Reeves's turtle), 1275 nucleotides long. RefSeq names its product family with sequence similarity 221 member A (gene FAM221A). The transcript is spliced from 7 exons. The record is from RefSeq and is a predicted model, not a curated record. Bases 182 to 1081 code for a protein of 299 amino acids. NCBI's taxonomy places the organism in Eukaryota, Metazoa, Chordata, Testudines, Geoemydidae.